Molecule: messenger RNA, 796 nt
Organism: Aphanomyces invadans
Lineage: Eukaryota; Oomycota; Saprolegniomycetes; Saprolegniales; Verrucalvaceae
Exons: 1
Coding region: 290-739 (149 amino acids)
Source: RefSeq, a predicted model, not a curated record
CCAGGAUACAUUGAUACGACAUGCAGGCAACGGAAAUUUCAGAACUCAGCGACGCUCGUUCGAAGCACCGCCGCCUGCGCACACCUCGACCAUGACCACCGUCGUGAUCGGUACAAGCAUUUCGCUAGGUGCACAUCGUUCGUCACUGCGACCGUCUUGCAUCGGCCAGGACGCAAGCCUGCUCACGUCGAGGAUUUUUCUACCUAACUCUCCACAACUCCAACUGCGCGUCGUGUUGUGAAAUCCACGACAGCUACGACUUAUACCUUUCGUGUUGCACACGGCGGCAAUGCGUGCCAACUGUGUCAAGACCGCCCAUCGGCCUCGCGACGUCGCACAUCUUCGUGACGUACAUCGCGUUGGACAAAGCCGAUUUGGUUGCAAACCAUGCUCGUCAUCGACGAGGAGUCCGCAAACUCAAUUACCUCGAGCGCAUAUUGCGCUGCUGAAAGCGCCGCCAUACCAUGUCUCGGACAUCGCACAGUUUUUUUUUUGUGUGGAAGCCUUGGCAAUCAUGAAGGCUCGCCAAGACACGUUGGUUGAACUGCGGGAAGUGCUGAACGAAAGGAGAAAGCGACGGGCGAUGCAAACCGCGCACCUUGUCGAAGCCACUUACAAAAUCGCUCUACAGGACGCUAAUCACAAUGACGCCUCAAAACGGCGAAGCGUCUCCGCACAUGCUGUUGAGCACUCGCUGCCAGCGCCAAUACGUUCCCUGACACCCGUGCUACCCACGUGAAAGCGACCGUCAAAUGCGCACAUUCCUUGCCUAUUUAAUGCAUUUACCAUCCAUCUA